Lepisosteus oculatus (spotted gar) is the source of this 7071-nucleotide messenger RNA. RefSeq names its product transportin 1 (gene tnpo1). The record is from RefSeq and is a predicted model, not a curated record. Gene Ontology annotation, biological process: protein import into nucleus. Gene Ontology annotation, cellular component: cytoplasm; nucleus. Gene Ontology annotation, molecular function: nuclear import signal receptor activity; small GTPase binding. Lineage: Eukaryota; Metazoa; Chordata; Actinopteri; Semionotiformes; Lepisosteidae.
UCGGGGCAGGAUUGUAAAUGCGCCAUGACUCCGUCUGUACUGAUCUUUUUACAAAAGUGAAUGUUCCUGCGUUGUGAGGCCCAUUUCUGUCAGACCCCCUUUUUCGAAAAAGACAAUAAAAACACACAGCAAACCAAGAUGGAGUAUGAGUGGAAACCAGACGAGCAAGGACUUCAACAAAUUUUACAGCUUCUGAAAGAGUCUCAGUCUCCGGAUACAACGACGCAGAGAUCCGUCCAACAAAAACUUGAGCAACUAAACCAAUAUCCUGACUUCAACAACUACUUGAUUUUUGUCCUCACAAAGUUAAAAUCGGAAGAUGAGCCCACAAGGUCCCUGAGUGGUCUGAUUCUGAAAAACAACGUCAAAGCCCAUUUUCACAACUUCCCCAACGGAGUGUCAGACUUCAUUAAAAAUGAGUGUCUGCAGAACAUAGGUGAUUCAUCCCCACUGAUUAGAGCCACUGUGGGUAUUCUGAUUACAACUAUUGCCUCAAAGGGAGAGUUACAGAAUUGGCCAGAACUUCUGCCGAAACUCUGUGGUCUUUUGGAUUCUGAAGAUUAUAAUACCUGUGAGGGAGCAUUUGGGGCUCUUCAGAAAAUCUGUGAGGAUUCAGCUGAAAUUUUGGAUAGUGAUAUUCUGGACCGACCUCUCAACAUCAUGAUUCCAAAAUUCCUGCAAUUUUUUAAACAUAGCAGUCCUAAAAUAAGGUCCCAUGCAGUAGCAUGCGUGAACCAAUUUAUCAUCAGCAGAACUCAAGCCCUUAUGCUACAUAUUGAUUCUUUCAUUGAGAAUCUGUUUGCGCUGGCGGACGACGAAGAGCCAGAGGUGAGGAAGAACGUGUGCCGUGCUCUCGUCAUGCUGCUCGAGGUCCGAAUGGAUCGUCUGCUUCCCCACAUGUAUAACAUCAUCGUGUACAUGUUACAAAGAACACAGGACCAAGAUGAAAAUGUGGCGUUGGAGGCCUGUGAGUUCUGGUUAACCCUUGCUGAGCAGCCAGUCUGUAAAGAUGUGCUCUGUGGACACCUCUCGAAAUUAAUACCUGUUCUGGUUAAUGGGAUGAGAUACUCUGAAAUAGAUAUUAUUCUGCUGAAGGGAGACGUGGAGGAAGAUGAGGCCAUUCCAGACAGCGAGCAGGACAUCAGACCCCGGUUCCAUCGCUCCCGGACUGUGGCUCAGCAGCACGAAGCCGACGGCAUCGAGGAAGAGGACGACGAUGAUGAUGACCUCGAUGAUGAUGACACCAUCUCCGACUGGAAUUUAAGAAAAUGUUCAGCUGCAGCCUUGGAUGUUCUUGCCAACGUUUUCCGUGAUGAUCUCUUGCUUCACAUCCUCCCUUUGCUGAAGGAACUACUGUUUCAUCCUGAAUGGGUGAUAAAGGAAUCGGGAAUAUUGGUCCUUGGGGCAAUUGCUGAAGGCUGUAUGCAGGGUAUGAUCCCGUAUCUGCCAGAGCUGAUCCCCCACCUUGUCCAGUGUCUAUCUGACAAGAAGGCUCUCGUCCGUUCAAUCACCUGCUGGACCCUCAGCCGCUAUGCACACUGGGUGGUCAGCCAGCCCCCGGACACCUACCUAAAGCCACUGAUGACCGAACUGCUGAAAAGAAUCCUGGACAGCAACAAGAGGGUUCAGGAAGCUGCCUGCAGUGCCUUUGCAACACUUGAGGAAGAGGCGUGCACAGAGUUGGUGCCCUACCUCGCUUAUAUACUGGACACCCUUGUGUUCGCAUUUAGCAAGUACCAGCACAAGAACCUGCUCAUCCUGUACGAUGCGAUAGGGACCUUAGCGGAUUCCGUUGGGCACCAUCUGAACAAACCGGAGUAUAUCCAGAUGCUGAUGCCACCCCUGAUUCAGAAAUGGAACCAGCUGAAGGAUGAAGACAAGGACCUGUUCCCUUUACUCGAGUGCCUGUCCUCAGUUGCCACUGCCCUGCAGUCUGGCUUCCUCCCAUACUGUGAGCCUGUGUACCAGCGAUGCGUCAAUUUGGUGCAGAAGACCCUAGCACAAGCCAUGUUACACAAUGCCCAGCCUGAUCAGUACGAAGCUCCAGACAAAGACUUCAUGAUUGUAGCCCUUGAUUUACUCAGUGGCUUAGCCGAAGGUCUCGGAGGAAACAUUGAACAGCUUGUGGCACGCAGCAACAUUCUCACGUUAAUGUACCAGUGUAUGCAGGAUAAAAUGCCGGAAGUGCGGCAAAGUUCAUUUGCCUUGUUGGGUGAUUUAACCAAGGCUUGUUUUCAACACGUAAAGCCAUGUAUUGCUGAUUUUAUGCCUAUUCUGGGUACUAAUCUUAACCCUGAGUUAAUCUCUGUGUGCAACAAUGCAACGUGGGCAAUUGGAGAGAUAUCUAUACAAAUGGGCGCUGAAAUGCAGCCUUACAUUCCCAUGGUGUUACGCCAACUGGUGGAGAUUAUUAACAGACCGAAUACGCCCAAGACAUUAUUGGAGAACACAGCAAUAACAAUUGGUCGUCUUGGUUACGUUUGUCCUCAAGAGGUGGCACCCAUGCUACAGCAGUUUAUAAGACCCUGGUGUACUUCACUGCGUAAUAUAAGAGACAAUGAAGAAAAAGACUCAGCAUUCCGGGGAAUCUGCACUAUGAUCAGUGUCAACCCUGGAGGAGUUGUACAGGAUUUUAUAUUCUUCUGUGAUGCAGUGGCCUCGUGGGUUAGCCCUAAGGAUGACCUGCGAGAGAUGUUCUGCAAGAUCCUCCAUGGAUUCAAAAACCAGGUGGGAGAUGAGAACUGGAGGCGAUUCUCUGAUCAGUUUCCCCUUCCUCUGAAGGAGCGCCUUGCAGCCUAUUAUGGAGUAUAACAGCUUGUGCUGUAGGAUGCAGGCCUGUAAUUGGGGUCUUUCACUGUGGGAGACAACGGGGAACCUCUGUACCCAGGGAAAAUGUUACCCUUUACUGGGGGGAAGGGUAGGCCAGUGGGGGGGACUCAGUAUGAUCCCGACCCUACUGGGCGGGGUGGGAGGGAGGUGUUAGCCGACGCACUGUUCUGUGGACAGGGGGAAUCGGAAACACUCGGAAACAACUCAAUCAGAAAUGAAGUAACCGAAGACAUUUGGUCCAAUUCUAUAGCACAUUUCUACUAACAGAAAUAGCAAACCAAACCUCGGGGACACCUUUGAAAAUUUUUUGUAGUGAAUACUGGCUUUAAACUACAGGAGGAGUGCAGAGUAAGGCAGUUUAGCACAGUUAAUGUCAAAGAUGGGGUUUUGAAACAGUAUUGGUUGAGCUUAAACCUAAAGACAUAGGCAUGGGGGACAUUCUAGACAAUUGCAUGAUGAAGAAUAUACUAAAUGAAGUUAGAACUGUUUCUCAGCUAUCCUUGUUCAUGUGCGUCAUCAGUGGGCUCCUGCUAACAAAUAAUAGUAGAUGGUGAGAGAAUAAUUGCUAAGUUUAACGUAUUAAUGACCAACAUCCUAGCAAAAAGCCUAAGCCUAAAAGAUAAGUCAGUUCUCUCUCUACUUUUGCAUAUCAUGGGCAUAUCUUCUUUUCAACUUCAAAAAUACUAAAUAUUUUGGGAUCUAAGACUAGUAGUACUGCCCUUUUUAAGAUUUUAUUUGGCCAGGAUUGUCAACAAAUGAAAUGUACACUAAUACACAUUUGAUUUUCAUUGCAGUUGGAAGUCAUUUUAUGGCAAACGUAGCAUGCUUGCAUUGAGAGUGGGGAUGGUAUACAUUAAGUAAUUUGUUGCACCGGUUUUGUGUUUCAUUUGAAUGAUGCAUAGCCCUGUAUUACAAAUCUUCAGUUUUUAUUUGCAGUAGAGCUUUUACUUUUCUGUUAAGGAUAGGUUUAAGUCCAGUAGUUAUGAUAAGGCCUUGAAAUAUCUUUAGGAUUCAUUAGGAUUAAGAUUGAUAAUAGUAGUGUCUGUAACCUGCACAUUGUGGGAAGCCAAUAUACUUGUGCAAACUUUGCUUCUGUGCUGUCAAUGUGAUGUGCUUUCUGCAUGGACAUUAACUAGUGAAUUUACCAGAUAUUCUGAGACUAUAAGAGCCAUGUGGUUAGUGAAACUGUUAAAGGGCUGUGUUCAACAUUUGGCAUUAAUGACAAUUGUAAAAGAUCAUGACAUUUGUUGUUCUUGGGUGUUAAUCCCCACUCAAGUUUUUGUUCUUUUUUUUUUUUUGUUCAGAGCAUGAUCUUAAAGAUGCUUAUGAUUCUUUUUUAAUGGAUAUACCAAGCAGGGUACUCUGAAACUUGAUCUGCGCAUGUUGGUGGCCCUUUUGUACCCUAGCUAGGUGAAGGGGUACAACAGAGAGGAUGAAUGAUGGAUUAUGAUGAUCUUUACCCAUUUCAUUUGUUUGGCUUUUUUUUUUCUCCAGUUAUUUCCAUUCAAUAAUAAACCCUUGCUUAUUUAACCUUUCCCUUCCCCUUAAUGUGUAUUUUUUACAUUGUUUCAUACUGUGAAUCUGGGACAAAAUUGAUUUGGUACUCUUGAUUUUAUUUUACUCUUCAAAGUGCAAGUCGUCUUGAACUCUUAGAUUGCCUGACUGUAUCCCAUGAUGAAUAUGGGGGGGGUGACUAGAAAAAAAUCCCAUUUGCUCUGCUGGACGGAGCUCGGCCUUCAGUACUUUUUGUUUCUCUUGAGGGGCGCGCACACACACGCGUGCGCACACACGCAAUUCUAAAGCCAUAGCAUCUUUUUGCAGCUGAAAAAUAUCCAUUGCUUAUGUCAGAUUCUCAUGUUUGACAGAUCUUUGCAUGUUCUCAUUUUGUGUGCAAGUGGUGAAUGGUAUGAAUUAUUGCACUGUGUUAGAUUAUGCAUGUGAGAAGAAUGUUUCUUGUGAUUCAUUUGGAACCUUUUUUUUAUUAGCUUCUGACGCUUGAGCGCAUGCUGGUCUUUACACAUUCCUCGUUUGUGUCCACAACUGAUGAAGCAUUAUGCCCUGACCUGUCAGUGGUGCAUUUUUAAAUACAUGAAGGCAAAGCCUAACACUAACACCCGAAGAAGGCUCUACAGAUGCAACAUUUUUGUAUUUCACCUUUUUUCAUUUCAUUGUGGAAUUGACCUUGUUUUUCUGCCCACACGCGCACACAGCUCCUCACUCAAAAGCCUGACACUAAUGCAUAAUGAUGCUUCUUUCUUUGUUGUAAGCAUGGCUGCCCUGUGUAGCUACUAAUUUUGUAAUCAAGCUCUUAAAACAGUUGCUAUUGCUUUAACCCUUGUUUAAUUUUUUCCGAAGCUGCUUCUUAAAGUUCCCCCAAAAGCGUGUGAGGAAAAGCUAAUUUGGUUCUCAACUAGUAACUUGGGUGUUGAUAACGUUUUUGCUUUUAUACCUAUUCAGACACCUUAGACACAAAGUCAGAUCGUUGCAUCAUUAUUGAUGAUCACUUGCCAUCUUAAAAACCUGCUUUAGUUGUGCAGAUGCCAUUAUUGGGGCAGGGUUUCAGCCUUCUUCUAGCAGUAAUAGUGUCUGUUGCCCUUGCCCUGAUCCUAUUUGCUGAUCAUAGAAAAAAAUCAGUAUUUAAAGCAAAAAUGAGAAAAGGGUCUCCUUAGCUAAAAAAAUUCCUGAAUUGCAAAACAACUAGCAAUGAUUGAUUGACUCCUUGAGUUUUGUUUUGUCCCCAUACGCCAUAUUUUUCAUCUGCUCUGUAUAAUUAACUGCGAAAUGAAAACAAAACAGAUUGGGUUAAAAAAAUAAGAAAACAUCAUGGGAUAUAUGAAGCACAUGUGUCUGUGUGGUUUUCACGUUUCUCUGUUGCGUGAAUGUUUCUGAAGUCGUGAUACCUUUGUCUUGUCACAUUCCAGCUUUAUUUGGCAUGCUGAAAGCACGGCUUAAUUCGUCUGCUCUGUACACACUGAAUUAAAUGCUGUUCGUGUGCUGUCUUACAGAAAUGGCCGCUGCUAAGUGAUAAUGUAGUUUUCUACUUGAAUAUUUUUAUGUUGUAGAAACCUCAGGAGGUCAGUUUACUGUUUUAUAUAUGCCUUUUUUCCAUUUGAGCUUCCCUUUUGAAGGAUUCUAACAAUGGACAAAAAGGAAACUCCUCUUCAACCCUACCAUUAUACAAAUUUUCAUAAGGGUGUACAUUUGGCUAAUAUUGUAGUCACGUGGGGGGGGGGGUGACAUUUGUGUUUUUAGAAUCAUGAUAAUGUUAAGACAAAUGUGAUAACGCUUUAAGGGUUGCAAAUGAUAACUAUAAAUGCCUAACAAGUUAGAUUUAAAUUGUCAAGAAGAUGCAUUGGAGCAGUCUGGUUUUUAUUAAGUUGAAUGAAUCAGUAAUCAGUUACUGCUAUGUUGGUAACACUGUUAAUGCUCUGUUAAUCUAUUAUGCAUUUCAAAAAGUACUUUAUUGGAAUUUGCCAUUCCUCAAUCUUAAAACGUUAACAAUAAUUCCUUGUGGGUUGUAAUAACGUUAUAAUACACUCUUAAACUCUUAACUGGGUGUAGGACUUUCACACCCUGGAAUGUGCGUAAUAACCAGCUGAAAAUUAUUUUAUGGCACAUAAUGAAAAACAGAAUUGCAAGAGGUCUAAAUUUAAAGCGAUGGAUUGAUCAGCUACAUUCAAACCAACACAACAGGGCUUUUGUGCUGUUUCUUCAAUUACCGCACUCACUGUGCUUGCAAAUUAAUUCUUUGGAAAGAGUAAUUUACUGGUCAGGGUGGUAUAUUAAAUAAAGCACUUUGCAUUGAAUACUUCUAAUAGCAGCUGGGGUCGAAGAAGAGUUUGCCUUUCAUAGUGAUGAUGAUAAAGCUUUAGGAAACUCGGCCAAGUUUCUGAAUACCAUAAAUAGCAUCAACUACUGUAAUGUUAGAAUGUUUCCUUCAAAAACAUCCUCCAGCAAACCUCUCUUAGCUGUGUAUACUUGACUAAUAUUUCUUGAAGUCUGCCUUCACACUUACGCUAACAUGAGAGAACUUCAUUUUGAAUAGAAAUAUGGUUUUAAUUUUUGAUAAGCUGCUGAAUUUUAAAGUUUUUUGGGGCCACCAAAUAUUUUGGAUCAUGCAAAGAAUAUAUAUUGUACUGUAGUAAUUUUGUAUUGACAUUUGUAUGAUGUAGUAAUAGAUGUGAAUGUUAAUCACUGCUUGGAUCUGUACAUUGUUGAAAAUAAAUUGUUUACAUAAACGUU